CUACUUGUCGCGAACUAUAAGAAUCCAUCUUGUCGUGCGGAUAAUUCCGAAGUCGUGAUGCAUCCUUCAAUUCUAAGUCAUGGUGCCCUACCAGAAAUAAUCAGAUGCAGCACAUGCUGCCGUCUGUAUCAUUGCCCGCUUUGUCCUAACUUUAGGCCAGCGAAGCUGAACAGACUAAAGAUCCACCUGGAUGUGCAUAUAAAAAAUGCAGUGUUUUUCCAAAACUUAAGAAUUUGCAGAUGCACGCUACCUUGUAGAAAGGAUGGUCAUUUCCACUGCCCUAGGUGCAGUGAGACAGUGAUUAAAAGAAACACUUUUGUGGAGCACCUGGAAAAGUGCAGCGGUGUGACCAAAAAGACUGAGUCCUCAUGCUUACUUCAGACAGCCUUACCUCCCAUUCCAUUGCUUGAACAAGCAAAAUCUUCCUCUCCACAGCCUGAAGGGGAUCAAUGUUUCCCUCAACUAAAGAAAGAAGUAGAACCUUCCCAUCUGCCCUCAUUCAGAAAACCAGUAUAGGUGAAAUGUCCACACUGUUCACUGCUGUUACAUAAAAAGAAUCUACAUACUCACAUUACUAGGAAGCAUUUAUGCACACCAAGAGAUGUGAAUAGGCAGUCACAUUUUGCCAGUGUUUGUGUUGAUACAAAAAAUGGUAUUGCUGCAGUUCAAAAGUCAGGACAUGGAUUUUCAACACCUAUUCAUGUUCAAAAAAAAAUUAAGGGCAACAAACAUGAGGUAAUGUGUGAACUGGAGGAAUGCUGGCAAUAUCAGCUAUUAGUACGCAGGAGUCGUCUUGUGUUCAGUGAGUGCCACCACAUACGUUCACUGGAAUACUGCACAGAAGUAGCAGAGGAAGAGAUUCUACAUGCAAGAGUUUUGGAUGAAAUGGUUGCAUGCAAGUUCUUUGCAGCAGCAAAGAAGGCAGUGUGCUUGAAGAGACAAAGGUUAGCAUUGAAAGCUGGAGCACCUUUUUCUGUCCUUGUUGAUCUUGGUGGGUCAAAGUCUUAUAUUUGUUUAUCCAUCCAUGACUCCACAACAUAUUUCAGUCGCCUUGGAAGAAUGAUGGUUACGUUCAGUAUGAAGAACAACACAUGGCAUUGUCCAUGUGCUAAGCCACAUAUGUCAUGUCCUCAUAAGAACAUUGCAAAGUGGCACAUCUUUCAAAUUAACAGGAACUUGUUCAGAACACAGUUGGAUUCAAAGCCUGACACAGCUUCACAGUCCAAACAGGAACAGGCAACAGAGGACUUGAAGAGGGCAGUGAAAUACAUGUAUGAAAGAAAAAAAAUUCCAGCAAGUCUUCCAGAGGACACAACAACUGCAAAACCACCAUCAGACUACCCAUCAGAUUUAAUUCCAGCGGAGACUUCAUGUGUCCUUUGCUCAAGCAGUCCAAAGUUUGACAUGCCAGUGAAUAUUACAAAUAUGGCCAAAAUAGUAACAACCCUUGGAAUUGCUGAAAAUAUUUCAACCUACUUUAAGAGACGUCCUGAGUGUCAGAUGACUUACCGUUAUCAGGAGUGGCAAGAUGGACGUCAUAACUUUGAUGAUCAUCUUGUGUUGAGCCUUGAACUAUGUCUUUAUUUAAGACACAGUCUUCAGAACCACAUUUCUGUUUCAAGGGCUAUCGAUACUCUGCAAAAUUUGCGGAAAAAACAGUUUCCACCGACAGACAGGAUUUUGCAUGCCUACUGCCACUUUGAGGCACUAACCAGCACAGAUUACACAUAUGCUUGUGUUCUGUGUGGCUACUGGCCUUCUGUUGUGGUGAUGGACCUGCAUAAAAAGGCUGUUUUUAAUUUGGCUGUCAGUGAUCUCAAAGAUCCACCUGUCAACUAUACUGGUGAGCAAAGCAUUGUGGAUUUCUGGGAUGCUAUCAAUCUAGAGAUGAUUUCUUCUGGCUUUGUUCCCAGUCAGGCACAGAACCCUUGUGCUGUUAAACCAAAUUAUGAAUUCUGGGCACCUUGGAUAGGGCCAAUGACCAGGAAAAGUGACAAAGUACUCAACACAGAACAUGAAAAAAUGUCAGGUGUCAAGUCAUCUACUGAAGUGGCACUUACACUUGUAUCUGAAGAUCGGCUGGUUGACGAAUUGAUGAAACAAAAAGUGAGCACUGUCCGAAAAUUGUGCAAGGCCUGUAACGUUUGUUCCAAAGGGUCCCGUACUGACCUUGUUAUCAGACUAAGGGAGGAGAUGAAAACGAGACAGACAUAUGACAAAGUAUUUCAGAAGAUCUGGGGCGCAUCUGGUGAGUAG
Brienomyrus brachyistius is the source of this 2256-nucleotide messenger RNA. RefSeq lists its product as uncharacterized. Bases 739 to 2256 code for a protein of 505 amino acids. Lineage: Eukaryota; Metazoa; Chordata; Actinopteri; Osteoglossiformes; Mormyridae. The record is from RefSeq and is a predicted model, not a curated record. The transcript has 8 exons.